Molecule: messenger RNA, 4484 nt
Organism: Durio zibethinus
Lineage: Eukaryota; Viridiplantae; Streptophyta; Magnoliopsida; Malvales; Malvaceae
Source: RefSeq, a predicted model, not a curated record
AAGCAAAUCAUUCAUAUUCACUUUCACUUUACAAAUGUAAAAUAUAUGAAGGCAAAAAAAAGGUGAUUAAAGAUAAAGAGUUGUCAGUCAGAGUCGGAAGCGAGAAAUUUUGCAUUUUCCACGAAGGAAGGCUGGCGGAGGCCCUUUCACUUCUUUUUACAACGGCCAAAACUCUGCUUUUCUAUCACCGGUCGCAAACAAGGAACCUAAAUAAAGCAAAAUAUUGGACCGAAUAAAGUUACCAGGGCAGAAAAAACGAGAGUAUAGCGGGAAACGUAGCCGAUUUCAUAGUGAUUCUAUACGACAUCGUUUGGGAGAUUGCUAUAAUUUGUAAAUAAAACGACUGUGUUCAUGUGUUUUUCUUUCUUUCCCUACAACAUUGGGAAACGAUAUUGUGAACUCGGUUUCUUUGUCUCUGUUCUGUCUUUCUCUCUCUUUCUUUUUUUUUUUUUUCCUCUUUCUCUCUCCCCAAAGUGGAGUAAGGUAGAGCGGAUUAUAAACUCAGAUUUCUUCAGAAAACACAAGCUGUUCUCUUUCAACUGAAAAUUUCAGAGUGUUUCACAUAUUCUAGGGCUUUGAAUGACUCAAAAAUGGCCGCGUCAACCAAAGUAAGGUUGGUUCUGUGUCCAAAGUGUGAAAACCUUCUUCCAGAGCUUGCUGAUUAUUCUGUUUACCAGUGUGGCGGCUGCGGUGCUGUUCUUCGAGCAAAGAUUAGGAGCCAUGAAGCAGAUGCUUUCUCUGAGACGUUGGAAGAAGACAGGCUUGGCAGAGUUUCCACCAAAUCUCAAAUUUCCUCAGAUAAGGAAAUAGUAGACUCAAGUGAUGCCUCUGAUGCAGAUGUUAAAUCAAGUGCUCACUCUUUGAGGUGUGAUCAAAGGGAUCCAGAGAAGAAUGAUGUUGAGUGCACUGAUGGAAAUAGGAAUGAAUCUAAGGUUGAUAGUGAAAAAUGGUCUGUUGAGAAUGCAAAUGAUAGCAGGAAUAAGGAUGAAAUUUUAAUUUCUAUUGCAACAGAACAGGAGGAUUUGGAUUCUAAUUUUGAAUAUACUGGUGGAUCACAAAGACAGGGACAGAUGUCAGAUUGGCAAACUGGGAAGCAAGAAGAGAUGGAGGGGUUUCAGCAAAUUCCAAGAGGUCUUGUUGAAGGUGUGCGAUUUUCAACUUCAAACAAUCCAGAUGAAGGCCCAUCAAACCAUCAUUUGGAUUCUUCUUAUGGUUGUAGUGAAUCAUCACGGAAUCGAAUUGACCAGGAUGGGUCUAGUAGAAUUCACCUUGAACAAGAUAGAGCUGAGCUUCUGAGGAAGCUAGAUGAGUUAAAGGAGCAACUUAAUCGGUCUUGUGAUGUGGUUGAUAAACCAAAAGAGAAGGUUCCGCUUGAUGGAAUGGUCGUUCCUCCAGAGUCUUAUGGUGGUGCUGAUACUUGGUUUCCUAAUGGUUCUUCCGGAUCACGGAAGCCCUCGAUGCCUUUUUAUGGACCUGAUAAACAUGCUGCAGGAGCAGGACCCUCUUAUUUUAAUCAUUUGCGAGAUCCAUUCUCUUAUCCUGUUGGGCAUGAUGUUUCUCGGCAUGGGUUGUAUCCUCCAAUGCAUAAUCCAAAUCAUAUUCCUGCUUAUGGAGAUCAUUUUGGUUCACAAAUGCUUGGAAGAGCUCCUCACCAGUUGCCUGGAGAAUACCAACAACAGCCACCUCAUCCAUACUUUUCUGGACAGUACAGUGAAAGUAAUCAUGACCCAUUUAUGCCAUAUCCGCAAAGUUCAUUCUUGCACCAGGCUUCUUGUUCUUGCUUUCAUUGUUAUGAGAAACAUCUGCGAGUUCCAGCACCUGUUCCACCUGGCACAUUUGGCAAUAAAAGAUUCCCCGAUGUGCCUAGUAAUCCAAUGUACCAAAUUGAGAACCCUGGGACUUUUGGUUCGCAUUUCUGUAGUUCUAGGACUACGAUGCCUCCUCCAUUGAAUGUACGUGGUACACAAGUGCAUGCUAGAUGGCCGAGUGACAUUAACUCAGAAAUGGGUGCUUUUGUUCGGUGCCGUCCCCAGAGGGUGGUAUUAGCCAGUGGUGGCCGCCGUUUGCGUCCUAUAGCUGGUGGUGCUCCGUUUAUAAUGUGUUAUAAUUGCUUUGAACUAUUACAAAUGCCCAGGAAAGUGCAGCUCAUGGUAAAAAAUGAACAUAAAUUGCGAUGUGGAGCCUGUUCUACUGUGAUAAACUUUAGUGUCAUUAACAAGAGGCUUGUUCUUCAUAAUCAUGUUGAAACGAAGGGAAUUUCUCUGGAGGUUGAUGAUACCUCUAAUGAAGUUGUGAAUGAUAGUUCCUCACAUUUCCGUGGCCGUGUGAACCGAAUUGCUGCUAACUUCUCGUCUGAUGACUAUGAUCAUUCGGGUUAUGAUUUUCAGUCAAUGGACAGAGAACCUGUUGUAUUGUCAACAGGCCAGGCUUUGAACUCUGUCAGACCUCAGGAAAUGCACAGCUUUCAUUCUUCAUCUCCAAGCAUCUCUGAGGAUGAAAACAGUCCGGAUGUUUUAAUUGCUUCAAGAGAGGAAGUGAAUUCUGUUCAGCAGCCAAUCAAAUCCACUUUGUCUCCUCCAACAGCUGGCUCACCUCUUCAAGAGCACUUUGAUUACUCUUCUAACAAUCAUGCAGUCAACCGAUUUGGGAAGGGAAAUCGUAGUAGUCGCUCUGAUCAAGAGAAAGUUGUGUCAAACAAGGCUACAACACGACAAAAUUCUUUAAAAGAGGCAUCAUUACCUACUGAGAUGGAGGUGUCAUUCAAUGAGUACUCUAAUACUGGGAUUUCUCAAGAUUCAGGGGAUGCAACCAGAGAAGAUGAUCAACCAAAAAUGGCAAAAGGAGGUGAAUCAUUUUUUGCAAACAUUAUUAAAAAGAGUUUUAAGGAUUUCUCUAGAUCUAAUCAAACGGAGGAAUGCGGGAAAAGUAACAUUUCAGUUAAUGGGCAUCCUCUACCUGAACGUGUGGUUAAAAAAGCUCAAAAGAAGGCUGGACCAAUUCAUCCUGGACAUUAUUGGUAUGAUUUCCGAGCUGGCUUCUGGGGUGUCCUCGGUGGGCCUUGUCUUGGCAUAAUUCCUCCGUUUAUCGAAGAAUUUAACCAUCUAAUGCCAGAAAAUUGUGCUGGUGGGACCACUGGUGUUUUUGUAAACGGGAGAGAGCUUCAUCAGAAAGAUCUGGAUUUACUUGCUAAUAGAGGGCUUCCAACUGAUAGAGAUAGAUCUUACAGAAUUGAGAUAUCGGGCCGAGUCCUGGAUGAGGACAAUGGUGAAGAGCUAGAUAGCCUUGGCAAACUUGCCCCAACAGUUGAGAAAGCGAAGCAUGGUUUUGGCAUGAAAGUUCCAAGAGCAGCUGCAUAGUGAACUUGUAACAAUCAGAGAGUUAUGCCGUGGGUGUAUACAAAAAGUUUUGGUUUAUUCUAAAUCAAGUGCAGAGAUAGCCAUCUUGGCAAAAUGGUUGGAGGGUGUGAAAUAAGAAUGAUGUUUCUUUAUCUACUCUGGGUUGGUCAAUGUUGGAUGGUUUCUUAAGCCCUUGAUAAGUGAAAACUAUAAAUAGUGACAAUGUUUCUGAUUUAUCUGAUAUUUUUGCUGGUGGUUGUACUGCGUUUUGUAUAUGCAAGUUAUGUAAAGUUUGUUUCAUUCUACCGCAUUGUUUACCAAACGAGAUUCGGCUUUCUAUCUUUCCUAGCUAUCACCAUUGGAAACUUGAAACCAGAAAAAUUAAUUUCCUGGUAGAUUCGGGCGAUUCAAGGUAUGAAACAUCAUUUACAUGCGUGGUUUAGCUAGGAACAAGAUCACACUGUAGAGUAUAGAUGGCAAAUGUGUAGUUACUCUGGUUUCAUAUUCUUGCCUUGAAUAUGAAUUACAUGUAUGAAAGAUUUCAUGAAUAUGAUUGAUAGACCUGUGAAUUUUUUAGAAACAUGCUUGGACAAAAUGGCAAUUCAUAUUAUAGUUGUGGAACAUUGUGUGAAUGCAGCAAAAGAAUUGAGUAGAUCCGUGAUCCGAGUUAAGACUGGGAAAUUACUGUUGAAGGGGCUCUAAUCUCCAAGUAGAUUGGCCCAGACAAUCAUUGGUUAAUCUGGACGACACAACAACAAGACAAGCGUUUGGGGUAAAUGGCCCUACUACUCUUUGGUACUCACCAGCUGAGGGCUAAGUGGGCCUCACUUGUGGGCUCUGUUCUUGCAUACCUGCUGAGCCUAAUCCGAAGAAUGGGCCCGUCGCUUCUUCACCCCAUCUCUUUCCCUUUGUUAUUUGAAAAAAAAAAAACUCUUUCUGCCUUUUCACUGUUGAUCAAAGAUUGAACAGACAAAAGCCCUCAAGCAUCUAAUUUUGUGAUUACCAUCAGAGCUAAUCUCUAAAAAUAAAUGAUUACAGUAAUGAGCACAUUUUCAUUUUCAUGAAUUAUGAAAUAGUAAGAGUAAAAUGCUGCAUAAAUUGUUUGGUAGGGUCAUGACUAAAUGACUAAUGAGCACAUAAUUGGGAUAC